Molecule: messenger RNA, 2253 nt
Organism: Emericellopsis cladophorae
Lineage: Eukaryota; Fungi; Ascomycota; Sordariomycetes; Hypocreales; Bionectriaceae
Exons: 1
Coding region: 1-2253 (750 amino acids)
Source: RefSeq, a predicted model, not a curated record
AUGUCUCAACGGGAAAUCGAGCAGCUAAGGCGUGAGCUUAAACGAGAGCGGCGCGAGAAGGAGGAGGCAAAGGCACGGGAAGAGGAGGCAAAGGCACGGGAAGAGCAAGAGCGGCGCAAAACACAGAAGACAACACUGCCUGAAUAUCUGUACAACUGCCACUUCGACCUUUACGAGAAGCUCGAGCUUGCCGGCAAGCCUAAAUCUUCGACGGGAUAUACGAAAGUUGAGGGGAAAUGUUAUCCCAAGUGGCUUCGGCCGUGGGACGAGUUCACGAACACUCAGCACCAACGACUUUUUGAGCAGAUAUGGACUAUCUGUGGUGAAAGACGCCUCUUUCAUCAACAAAGUACGACCGACGACCUGGGCAGAUCUAUAAUUCGCAAGAUAGCAGGCAACGAGAACGCAAUUGACUACUUUGAGAAGCUUGUAGUAGAGGAUCCUACUUGGGAAAUUCUCAGCCCUUUUUUGAACGAAGAUAUGCGCCGGAUAUACGGAGCUACUAGCCUGCGAUUCAGCAACAACAUCCGCGACUUCACGCAUUCGAGCGACAGCAGCCAUCUUGGAGACGAUGCGAUCGAGGAAAGACAGCCGAGACGGCGUCGCACAGGGCCGAACAAACGAGUCGCGUCCGAGCAAAGAGUCAAGCCUUCGUUUGCGAAGCCGGACGGAGGUGGUAUCCGUACGUACCUCGACGGGAACGAGACCCUUGCUUUUGUCUCCGACUACAAGGCAGCCCACAAGGUGGCAGUAAGGCAUGUCAAGGCGACUGUCGCGAAGGAGAAACUGUUUAUGGAGGUCACCCAGCGUAUCAAUGGCGAUAAAUCGAAGAACAACGUGCAGCUGCGGGAGCAAGAGGAUGCAGAAGCAUUGAUAGCCAUGGCGUUGACGCAGGUGUUCGACUAUAUGAUCCGGUACGGAGUUGCCUAUGGCUACGUAGCUGCCGGCAAGUGCUUGCUGUUUCUUCACGUCGACCGAUCUGACCUGCAAACGUUGUACUGCCGUCCAUGCGUGCCAGGCGAAGAUGUGGGGGAGGCAUCAGCGGGACCUUGGGAAACCCGUGCAUGCUACACCGCAGUAGCCCAACUGACCAGCUUCUGCCUGUUGAGCCUCCGACUCGAAGCUCUUCAGGGAGCCCGGCUCGAUUCAGCGUUGCAGAUAGCCGAGGCAACACUGAGAAAAUGGAGGGAGCCGUACGAGGGCGCGGCGGGUCUGCUGGAUGCAGUCGACAUGGCUUCACACCCUGCCUCCUUAUCCCCAACAACGGAAGGCUCGGAAUUCAAGUCUAGUGCACGACCCGCCAGCCGAGAUUUCUCGUUCCGGUCGAGGUCGUCCUGCCGUGGACCGCCAGUCUUCGACAGGAAGGAUGAUGAUGAGGAGGACGGCGAUGAUGGGCCCUACGGCGACCCGUUUGGGCCCCCAAUGCGGACGGAGACGGGCAAGCGGAAAGGAGGGCCCCCGAGCGGCAGCUCAGGGGAGGAGGAUGUUGAUGUGGCAGAGCCGGCCCCGUCCAAACAGUACUGCACACAGGCUUGUCUCCUGGGGCUCAAAAAGCGCUGGGAUCUCGACUACUAUUGCCCCAACGUUUUCUGGCAUCGCUCUGCAGGUUGCCGACACCAUCCCAUCGAUGCCGACAAGUUUACGCGUCUGGUGGCUAAGCAACUAGAGAACCCCUACCGAUAUUGCGAGGCCUUGAAUAGCUGGGGCAAGGCGGGGUCGACAGGCGUUCUCUUCAAGGUGGAGCUGGUGCCGUAUGGGUACACAUUGGUCUGCAAGGGAACGGUGUCGGGUCAUUUACAAACCCUCGAACACGAGAGCCGCAUCUAUGCACACCUUGAUGAGCUUCAGGGUGACUUUGUUCCCGUACAUCUAGGACUAGUCCAUCUGAAUUGGGGCUACAUUCUCCCCGGCGGAGCCCGGGUUGUCGACAUGAUGCUUAUGUCGUGGGGAGGGGACACGGUGAAGAGCGCCAAACUCGGCGAGGUAGACCUCGAGAAGGAAGUACGACGUGCCUCGCAAGCUAUAUGGGCUAGAGGCGUGGUUCAUGGCGAUGAGCACGACAACAACCGACUUUGGAAUAAUCAAUGCGGGCGCGUGAUGCUUGUUGACUUUGACCACGCGAAGCUUUGGCGGACGCCCAAGCACAAGCGACUUGUGGAGCUGUCUGGGAAUGAGAGAAAACGCAAACGAAAUGGUUCUCGGCACCACGAGCUGAAGGGUGGCCUCUUGCGAAACCAACAGCAGUGCGUGUAG